Messenger RNA from Phacochoerus africanus (Common warthog), 2479 nucleotides. RefSeq names its product diphthamide biosynthesis 2 (gene DPH2). The record is from RefSeq and is a predicted model, not a curated record. Gene Ontology annotation, molecular function: 2-(3-amino-3-carboxypropyl)histidine synthase activity. Gene Ontology annotation, biological process: protein histidyl modification to diphthamide. Lineage: Eukaryota; Metazoa; Chordata; Mammalia; Artiodactyla; Suidae.
GCCUCAGACACCCGGAAGUGAUCUCCCCGGGGGCCCCUGUGCGGCCGAGAAGCAGGGGUUUGGAUGGGAGGGGGACUGGCCCAAGGACCGCGGGCGGGCUGGCUCCUCAGCCCCGCUCGCACCAAGCGGCUCUGACGCUGUGAGGGCUGUUUGGGAGGACGCGGGGCCCGGAGCUGACUGGGAGAGCUCCCGGUUGUCUCCUGCCACCCAGACUGCCUCAUGGAGUCCACGUUCAGCAGCCCCGCGGAGGCGGCGCUGCAGCGAGAGGCGGGAGCUGCGGGGCGGCGCACUCUUCUCGGGGACCUGGACCGAGUGUAUGAGCUGGAUCGAGUCGUCGGAUUUGUCAGCGACCUCGGGUGUCAGCGGGUGGCCUUGCAGUUCCCGGACCAGCUCUUGGGAGAUGCUGGGGCCGUGGCUGCGCGACUGGAGGAGGUCACGGGGUCGAAGAUGUUCAUUUUGGGGGACACGGCCUAUGGCAGCUGCUGCGUGGAUGUACUGGGUGCUGAACAAGCGGGAGCUCAGGCCCUUGUGCAUUUUGGCCCUGCCUGCUUAAGCCCUCCUGCCCGCCCACUGCCAGUGGCCUUCGUCCUCGGUCAGCGUUCUGUGGCCCUGGAGCUCUGUGCCAAGGCCUUUGAGGCCCAGAACCCAGACCCCGCCGCGCCUGUGGUGCUGCUGAGUGAGCCAGCCUGUGCCCACGCCUUGGAGGCCUUGGCCACCCUUCUGCGCCCACGGUACCUGGACCUGCUUGUCUCCAGCCCGGCUCUUCCCCUGCCAGGGGGCUCCCGCAGUCCAGAUCCCGAGCCCCUGGAGCGUUUCGGACGCCGCUUCCCCCUGGCUCCAGGGAGGCGUCUGGAGGAGUAUGGUGCCUUCUAUGUGGGGGGCUCUGAGGCUAUCUCUGACCCUGACCUUGACCCAGACCUGAGCCGGCUGCUCUUGGGCUGGGCACCAGGGCGGCCCUUCUCCUCCUGCUGCCCAGACACAGGGCGAACUCAGGAUGAAGGUGCCCGGGCUGGGCGACUUAGGGCACGUAGACGCUAUCUGGUCGAGAGGGCCAGAGAUGCCCGUGUAGUGGGGCUGCUGGCCGGUACCCUGGGCGUGGCCCGACACCGUGAGGCACUGGCACACUUGCGGAGCCUGACGCAGGCUGCUGGCAAGCGUAGUUAUGUGUUGGCCCUGGGGCGACCCACACCUGCCAAGCUUGCCAACUUCCCUGAGGUGGAUGUCUUUGUGCUGUUGGCCUGUCCUCUGGGUGCCCUAGCCCCCCAGUCUUCCGGCAACUUCUUCCGUCCCGUCUUGGCACCAUGUGAGCUGGAGGCUGCCUGCAACCCUGCGUGGCCACCUCCAGGCCUGGCUCCCCACCUCACGCAUUAUGCGGACUUAUUGCCUGGCUCUCCCUUCCACGUGCCCCUCCCGCCGCCCGACUCAGAGCUGUGGGACACCCCCGAUGUGUCACUCAUUACUGGCGGCCUCCGACCCCCACCUGCCUGGACGCCAUCAAAUGAUUCUGGAUGCUCAGCCCUAACCCUGAGGCCCCAGCAGGAGCUGGUUGAGAGCAGCCCUGCCGCCUCAUUCCUUAGUUCCCGGAGCUGGCAGGGGCUGCAGCCGCGCUUGGGUCAGACGCCAGUGACGGGAGCUGUGAGUGGAAGACGAGGGAUUGCCAUCGCCUAUGAGGAUGAGGGAAGCAGCUGAUACCGUGUGGGGCCAGGGCCCCAGGUGGACUCAGGAAUCACUGCUGAGAGCUUCAGUGCUCUCUCUGCACCAGCCUCACUCUUCGGCCAGGAUCCUCCGGGGGGGCCUUCACUGCGGAUAGGAUCCGGCUCUGUUCUCUCCUGUCCUGGCACUGGCACAUGCUGGCUUAGGGCAUGCCUCUUGUUUGACUGAUGGAGGAAGAGCUGUGGGUCUUCCCGGAAUCCUUCUUGCACCCCUGGGAGCAGCCCAAGACCUCUGGCCAAUCCAGGAUCCUGCUGUGCAGUUGAGGGUGUGUCCUGGUCAAAGGCAGGUGCUGGAUGGUUUGGAGCAGGCCUUCUCUGCCUCUGCGCUGUUGACAUCUCGGGUGACAUGGGUGCCUACUGUGAGGGGCUGUCCUGUGGAGGCAGGACGUUUAGCACCAUCUCUGGUUUCUGCCCAGUAGAUGCCAGCAGUAUACCCCUCCCCGCCUGCGAUGACCAGAAAUGUCUCCAGAUAUUGACAGAUGUCCCCUAUGGGGGCAAAACUGCCCCCAGUCGAGAAGCGCUGGUCUACACCUAUGCUGUCCAACACAGUAGCUACAUGUGGCUGUUCAAACAUAUGUCUGAAUUCAUCAAGGUUAAAAACUCAGUUUCUUAGUCGCACGAAUCUCAUUUCAGUGCGCGGGCAGCCACACGAGAGGAGGGUGCGGCCAUAGGACAUUUCCAUCACCCCGAAAGCUGUCAGCUGGUGCUGGGCUAUACCCACUCCAGUUUGUUUCUCAGGGAAACAACAGAAACGAGACUAAGCCAGA